Molecule: messenger RNA, 393 nt
Organism: Penicillium canariense
Lineage: Eukaryota; Fungi; Ascomycota; Eurotiomycetes; Eurotiales; Aspergillaceae
Product: 40S ribosomal protein uS8
Exons: 3
Coding region: 1-393 (130 amino acids)
Biological process (GO): translation
Cellular component (GO): ribosome; cytosolic small ribosomal subunit
Molecular function (GO): structural constituent of ribosome
Source: RefSeq, a predicted model, not a curated record
AUGGUCAAGACUUCCGUCCUCAACGAUGCCCUCAACGCCAUGAACAACGCCGAGAAGGCCGGCAAGCGUCAGGUCCUGAUCCGGCCUUCGUCCAAGGUCAUCGUCAAGUUCCUCACUGUCAUGCAGAAGCACGGCUACAUUGGCGAGUUCGAGGAGGUCGAUGACCACCGCUCCGGCAAGAUCGUCAUCCAGCUGAACGGCCGUCUCAACAAGUGUGGUGUCAUCAACCCCCGCUACCCCGUCCAGCUCCGUGACCUCGAGAAGUGGGCUACCCAGCUCCUCCCCUCGCGUCAGUUCGGCUACGUCGUCCUGACCACCUCCGCUGGUAUCAUGGACCACGAGGAGGCUCGCCGCAAGCACGUUGCUGGCAAGCUCCUCGGCUUCUUCUACUAG